Molecule: messenger RNA, 2316 nt
Organism: Clonostachys byssicola
Lineage: Eukaryota; Fungi; Ascomycota; Sordariomycetes; Hypocreales; Bionectriaceae
Source: the annotation of a GenBank genome assembly
AUGGGAACUCUCUUCCGUGCUUUCCGCGCCGGUUUCAAUCUAGGAGGAGUGACGGCAGGUCCGCCUGAUAAGCCACCCGACUGGGCUUCUUUCCAGAAAAUAUGCUCCUUCACUUUCAAGUCAGAGGCAUAUUUCGACGAAAUAUGCGUCUCGUUCCAUGAUCGCCUGAAGGAAUGGUCCCAAAAACCGACCCAUAUAACAUUCAAGUAUCUUCAAGCAGUUGACUUCUGCUUCCACCUGGGUGCCGCCAGGAUGGUCGACUGGGGCCGAGACAACAUCACUCUCAUUGAAGAACUUGGCGUAAUCAAACCUGGCGUGGGCAAAACUGGCGAUGCAUACGAGUUGGCUCGUCUGCAUUCCUACGGCAAGGAGCUGGCAGACCUUCUGCGUGAUCGACCAAGACUGGAAAAGGAAAGCGAGGGAAUCAAAUGGAAAGCGAGAAUGAAGAGAGUGGUGACUGCGGACUGGACAACGGAAGCGACUUCGACCACAGUCACCGCAACAACUAGCCCAACCACUGUGAUCCCAGCCUUCGUUGUGGAGGAACCCACGACGCGAUCUGUACCGCAGAAACCGUCACCGGUGCCAUCUGAAUCUACUAUAAGCCUGUCAGGUCCUACUCUCCCCGGUCGGCGCAAGCUUCCGCCACCUUGGCCGCCAAAAUCGCCAUCGACUACCGACUCUGGUAUCAGUUUUGGCACCAUUGGUCCUCAACUAUCGCCCAAACCCUCAAAAUCAGAACUGGGCCGGAAACAGUCUCGAAAUUCCCUUCUUGAUAAGCCAGGCGAUUCUCAUUCUGGGGCUGCCAAGAACGGCAACCCAUCACCGCGGUUGUCGCCUAAGCCCUCUCAGCCAGGGCUGCAUCGAGAACGGUCUCAAAAUUCCCUUCUUGAUAAACCAGGCGUUUCUCAGUCUGGAGCUGUUAAGAGCGGUAGCCCGUCUCCGCGACUGUCUGCCAAGCCCUCGCAGCCGCGGUUGCAUGAAGAGCGAUCUCGAAAUUUCCUAAUCGAUAAACCAAGUGAUUCUCAAGCUAGAAGCAUCAAUGACAGUAACCAGAAUGUGAAGGCGGUAACCCCUGACGAUAUGGCCAAGCAGUUCAAAAUUAGGAAAGAUACCUUUGAGCUGAGGCUCAAGGCUCAAGCAGAUCGUCAACCAAGGAACCCAGUCGCCAGCCCAGCACCCAGCUCAGAAAGUCGACGACUAUCCCCGAGCCCUCGUCGCCACCAUCUCCCGGAUCUAGUACGUGAUUCAAAGCUUGAUACGACCUUUGAUUUGAAUAGCCGAACGGUCUGUCACGUUUCCUUCAUGACCAAUCUCGCCAGCCGGCAGCGCCGAGUAAAAACGGAGGUGAGAUGGAAGAGAAGUAAAAGAAUUGGGGCCGGUGGUUUCGGGAGCAUUUGGCUUGAGAGAUGUGUCGAGGGUGGGAGUUUGGGGCAGCUUCGGGCUGUGAAGGAGAUUGCAAAGCAGCCAGACGCUACACAUGCCGUCGACUAUACAAGAGAACUUGAAGCUAUUGCCAAGUUUUCGCAUGAGAGGUAUUCGGCAUUCUUUGUCCAGUCGACUGGUUGGUAUGAAGAUGAAUACAGUAUCUUCAUACCAAUGGACUAUCAUGAAAUGGGUGAUUUACAGCAAUUCAUGAAGAGGCCUCUCCCUGAGAGAGAAGUGAAGGACAUCGUCUCACAGAUUCUCGAGGGUUUGGCGUUAAUGCACGACAAUGGAUUUACACAUCGAGAUCUCAAACCAGCGAACAUACUAGUCGUGGAGACAUCUCCUCAAUGGUGGGUGAAGAUUACAGAUUUUGGAAUAUCAAAAAGGGCAGAAGAGUCCUCGCCGUUGUGUACAGUCAUUGGCACACCCGCCUAUCUUGCCCCAGAAGUUCGAAGCAUGCAACAUCGGCCUCGUCAUCUGGGCCCAGGCGGUAACAGCACCGCUAUACAGAGAGAUUCUUACACCAACGCAGUUGAUCUUUGGUCGACUGGAGUGAUUGCAUACCAGCUGCUCACGACUCAAUUGGUCUUUUCGGAACCUGGAAGUCUGCAAAACUACGCGGGUGGAAAGGCAAAGUUCCCUCGUCAACCUCUCACGCGCGUUGGUGCCAGUGAAAUUUGCCUAGAGCUGCUAGGGAAGCUAUUAUCACCAGCGGCUGCAGAGAGACCUUCUGCGGCUGAGGCUUUGGCCCAUUCAUGGAUGCUUACACCUGAUAUGGAGGGCAGCCAAACCGGCAGGCCAAGUAAAUUUGUUGACACUUACCACAGUCAUCAAGUGUAUUCGGUCACUGAAGAGGCGAGUGCGGAAUGGCCUAGCACAAUGGGCUAG